CAUUCUUGAGCGGAUGCUGCACCUGUCCGUGUCUUCCGUUGGCCCCCCGGGCCCCCACCGUGAACCUAAACAAAAAAACCGACUUCUUUUACCUACCUGGUCCCCCUACCUAUCAAGCGCGCUCAGUACCAGUGUGUGCCGCGAAACUUCACGAUUUUAACACUAUGAAAAUCGCUGUGUUUUUGCUUGUGGGCAUUUCUUCUACACUCAUCGUCCUGUCGUCUGCCCAUCCUGGUCGGUCACAUGACGAUGAGAAGCAUUCGGAGCAUCAUUCGCAGGAGUCGGGAUCGAAAAAAGGCGGAAAACAUGUGGCAGGUGAUACCUAUGAAGAAGGUGGCGGUGGCGACUCUUCCUACCACUCGGGCAAACAUGACCGAGAAUCGGGAAGAUACGGUUCGGAUGGAAACGAAUCGCAUGGGGUGGAAGAUGAAGAACAGGCCGGGAAGAACCACAAGCAUUAUCAUGCUGACAAGCAUGAAUCGUUCCACAAGAGCGGCGGAGAGAGCGCGCAUGGAGCGAAGUAUGAAGAAGCCUCCAACCGGCACAAGGGCAACUACAAGAAGGGCUACAAGGACAAGUUUCACAAGGAUGAGCUGAUGCGGCACAACAGCUUUUUCAACAAAGGCGAGAAGACCGGGAGUUACGAGAUCUUCGGCAAGAAGGGCACCAAGUUUGAUAAGCAGUCGGUUUCGAAAAAGUCCGGCGGAACUAAAAAGAAUGUUAAAUCGGAAAAGAAGCAUGGAAAGAGCGACCAAAAGCAUAGAGGUCAUAACCGAGGGGAUAGGAAGGGAUACAAGAGCGCCAAAUCCACUAAACAUCACUAUUCCAACGGUGAUAGCUAUGGGAAAAAGGGGGCCAAAAAGGGCGGAAAGCACUACCAAUACUUUCACUAACCUCGAGCAAUUGGGAGCCAAAAAAUUCUUAUCUUUCGCUUUAGCAUUCCCCAGGUUCCAGACCAGUUGUUUUCUGUUGUAUAAGUGUUUGCUUCAAAAUUGUUUUUACCCGGCUAAAGUAAGUUGUAAAAACUAAGUUACGAAAGCAGAGUGAGAAGAGUCUACUUAUAUAUUUAUUACAUAUUAUUAUUAUUACUGUAAACCGAUGUAUUUUAGCUUUAAUCUGACAACGAACGACUAUUCAGAUUG
Dendroctonus ponderosae (mountain pine beetle) is the source of this 1142-nucleotide messenger RNA. Its product is annotated as oleosin-B3. Lineage: Eukaryota; Metazoa; Arthropoda; Insecta; Coleoptera; Curculionidae. The transcript has 5 exons. The record is from RefSeq and is a predicted model, not a curated record. The coding region runs from base 165 to 893 and encodes 242 amino acids.